Messenger RNA from Medicago truncatula (barrel medic), 1984 nucleotides. RefSeq names its product fasciclin-like arabinogalactan protein 15. The record is from RefSeq and is a predicted model, not a curated record. The transcript is spliced from 4 exons. Bases 174 to 1574 code for a protein of 466 amino acids. NCBI's taxonomy places the organism in Eukaryota, Viridiplantae, Streptophyta, Magnoliopsida, Fabales, Fabaceae.
AACAACACAACAAAACUCCAUUUAACAAUCAUUCAUAUCUCUCUCUCUCUUCUCUUCUCUUCUCACACUCACAUUACAACAACACAACACAAACAUAAACAUAAACAUAAACACAGAGGUAGCGUUUGGUUUAUGUUCUUGUCUGAACAAAAACAAAACCAAAACCUUAAAAAAUGGCCAUGGAUUGCGGCAUCUAUGGUUUCAUCAACAUCAAGCACCGCACGUUCUUCUUCUUCUUCACUUUCUUCUGUCUUGUUCUAUCUUUUUCAUCAUGUUCUUCUUCUUCAACAGUUCAAAUAAACUCAAACUCAAUCUUAGUGGCUCUACUAGACUCACAUUAUACAGAACUGGCUGAACUCGUUGAAAAAGCUAUGCUUCUACAAACACUAGAAGACACUGUCGGUAAAAACAACAUCACAAUCUUCGCACCAAAAAACCAAGCUCUUGAACGAGAUCUUGACCCGAAUUUCAAAACUUUCCUCUUAGAGCCACGAAAUCUUAAAUCUCUUCAGACUUUGUUAAUGUCACAUAUUAUUCCUACACGAAUCAAUGGAUCUGUAUCCAGCAAAACCGGGUCGACCCGACAUAGAACAUUGUCGCUUGAGCACAAGAUAGUGAUACAGUCGAAUGAAACAUCGCAACAAUGGUUGGUUAAUGGAGCUAAGAUUGUUCAUCUGAAUGAUGUGACAAGACCUGAUGGUGUUAUUCAUGGAAUUGAAAGGCUUCUGAUUCCAAGGUCUGUUCAAGAUGACUUUAACCGUCGUAGGAGUCUUGUUUCUAUUGCUGCAAUUAAACCGGAAGGUGCACCGGAGGUUGAUCCGAGAACUCACCGGUUGAAAAAGCCGCCGCCACCGCAGAAUCCUGGCUCGCCUCCGGCUCUUCCUAUUUUUGAUGCAUUGGCUCCUGGACCUUCUCUGGCACCGGCGCCGGCACCAGGGCCUGGUGGACCCCACCAUCAUUUCAACGGGGAGGCACAGGUGAAAGAUUUCAUCCAGACACUGAUACAUUAUGGAGGUUAUAAUGAGAUGGCGGAUAUUCUGGUGAACUUAACGUCGUUAGCGACGGAGAUGAGUAGGUUAGUAUCAGAGGGUUAUGUUUUAACAGUUCUAGCUCCAAAUGAUGAAGCUAUGGCUAAGUUAACAACGGACCAAUUGAGUGAACCGGGUUCACCGGAACAAAUUAUGUACUAUCAUUUGAUUCCUGAGUAUCAAACUGAAGAGAGUAUGUAUAAUGCUGUUAGAAGAUUUGGGAAGGUGAGGUAUGAUACUUUGAGAUUGCCUCAUAAGGUUGAUGCUGAAGAAGCUGAUGGGUCGGUUAAAUUCGGGCAUGGUGAUGGUUCGGCAUAUUUGUUUGACCCGGAUAUUUAUACGGAUGGGAGGAUUUCUGUGCAAGGGAUUGAUGGAGUUUUGUUUCCACAUGAAGAAAAAGAGGAGGUUGUUGAUAAGGCUGUGACCCAAGAACGGAAGGGUAAACCCGCUAAGGUUGUGGCCAAGCAAAGAAGAGGAAAAUUGCUGGAAACGGCUUGCUGGAUGCUUGGAACCUUUGGACAGCAUUCUAGAUUCAAUUGUCAAUAAACAAAAAAAUGCACAGAAAAUUCCAAAGAUGUAAAAAGUCAACGGAAUAUGAAGGCCAGCUUUACUUGAAUGAAUGGCUAAUAGCAGCUGCUAUAAUAUGGGUUUGGUUUAGCCAACUUUUUGUUUUUUCUUCUCCCUCUUUGUUGAUUUGGGUCCUUGAUGAGAGCACAAAAGUUUCUAUAUAGUGCAUAUAUUAUUAAUAUAUAUGUAAUUAGGUUCAAUUAGUAUUGCUGCUAUUAUAAUUCAAUAGAAGGUUGUGGGGUGAAAAGGUUUUGUGUAAUAAGAAGGGCGAUAAUCCGUUCCCGAUUCAGUAAGUAAUUUUACUCAUGAAAUUGAAGAUGGAAUAAUAAAAUUAUUCUUUACUGUAAUAUGAUCUUUUAUGGCUGCCUCCUUAUGUCUCUUUUUUUUCU